UUCCUGUGCGCUUCCCAGCCUCGGUGCCGGUGCUUCGGUACGUGCCGUGCCAGGCGCCGCCUGAACGCUGCACCCUUGCCGCCAGGCCCCAGCACCAUGCUGCGCCGCAAGCCCUCCAACGCCGGGGAGAAAGAGCCAGGACACAGGAAGCUCUCCCUCCAGCGCUCCAGCAGCUUCAAGGACUUUGCCAAGUCCAAAGUCAGCUCCCCCGCGCCGAGCGAGAAGGAGUUCAACCUGGAGGAGAACAUCCCCGAGGAUGAGUCCAGCAGCGCCGGCCCCGACGAUGCCGCACGGAGCAGCGGGAUGAAGCUGGGCAAGAAGUGGCGGGCCGUCAUCUCCCGCACCAUGAACCGCAAGAUGGGCAGGAUGGCCGUGAAAGCCCUGGCCGAAGGGAAGGUGAGCGGGGCGCCCGGGCAGGCGGGGGGCAGCUCCCCCUCCCUCAGCCUGACCCUGGUCCCCCAGCAGGGAGACGUGGAGGAGGAGGGCCCCCUGUGCCCCCCGUCCCCAGCCAGCAGCACGGAGGAGCCGAGCCACGAAAAGGUGCCCCUGUCCUACGUGGAGAUGGAGGAAGACGGGCACCCAUCCCUCAGCCGCCAGCUGUCCAGCGGCAGCGAGGUUUCCAGCCCCGGGGGCAGCCAGCGGGAGAGCCUGCGGCUGGAGGAGAGCGGCCCAGCCUACACCGGCCCCUUCUGCGGCCGGGCCCGCGUCCACACCGACUUCACACCCAGCCCCUACGACAAGGACUCGCUGAAGCUGCGGAAAGGGGACAUCAUCGGCAUCAUCGAGAAGCCGCCCGUGGGCACCUGGACCGGGCUGCUCAACAACAGGGUGGGCUCCUUCAAGUUCAUCUACGUGGAUGUCAUCCCCGAGGAGACGGCCCCCGCCCGCAAGAGCCGGGGCCCCAGCAAGAGCAAGCGGCCCAAGCCCAAGACCCUCCACGAGCUGCUGGAGCGCAUCAACCUGCAGGAGCACACCUCCACCCUGCUGCUCAACGGCUACCAGACCCUGGAGGACUUCAAGGAGCUGCGGGAGACCCACCUCAACGAGCUGAACAUCACGGACCCCCAGCACCGCGCCAAGCUGCUCACGGCCGCCGAGCUCCUCCUGGAUUACGACACAGCGAGCGAGCCGGAGGAAGGCGACAGCUCCGACGCCCAGCCUUCGCCCUUGGAGCCCAAGGUGGACAUUCCCCGGGACUCGGGCUGCUUCGAGGGAUCGGAGACCUUAGACAGCAGCCGGGACGAGGCCGAGCUGGGGGGUCCCGAGGGGCAGCUGCAGGCGCUCUCCCUGGCAGAGUCCUCCUGAGCCUGCCCUGCCUGCUGGCACUGCUGCGCCGACGGGCACAGCCCACAGCCGCUUCCACCCCAGCGGGUCAGGGCUGGAGGGGACAGUUGCUCGGGGGGGAAGCAGGUGAGCCCCGGCAGCGGGACCCCACAGGCGCUGUGGGCAGCUCGGCCAUUGGUCCCCCGAGGCUGCCCCGUUUGCUGCCCCCAGGACAAUUUGUACUGCGCUGCCUCGCUCCGCUGCCCCGACACGGGUGCCCCAGGCACCCUGGGGACCACGCUCCCCGCUGAGGGCCUGGAUUACCUCCCCGGGGUUUGCCCCACUUUAUCCACAGCUUUAGGAGCUCCUCCCAGAGCCCUUGUCUGCUGGGCUGAGCGCACAGGAGCCUGCAAGGACAGGGAGGUCUGCGGCAGGCAGGGAUGGAGCAAACCCGGCGCUGAGCAGCUGGGUGGGAGAGCCCAGAGGUGCCACUGAGCCCAGAGGUGCCACCGAGCCCGGCUCCUCGCCAUGAGAGGACACCCAUGCUGCCUUCCUCCAGCAUCUUCCCCGCAGAGCCAGGGCGAGCGCAGAAAGGUUUGCUGGACAGUUUGGAUUGCCAGGGAGAGGUUUGGCCAAGCUGAGAGCAGCCCAGCAAGGGCACGACGAGCCCCCUCCCUCAGCUCAAGGUGGCCCCCAAAGGGCACCAAGCCUGGUCCAGGGGGGUACAAGAGGGAAGUGGAGCAAUCACCCUGCUGCCCCACAAGCAGAUGGGCUCAGCAGGGUGAGGCUGUCACCCAGCACCACAGCCCCUUCCAGACUGCCAGAUCCCCCCCAAAGCACCCCAGGCAUCCCCCGGGAAGGGGCAGGGGAGCUGCAGCCGAGCCAGGGCCCCACAGAGCCCCCCUGCAUGGGCAGGGGCAGGCAGGGGAAGGGAUCCCCCCAGGAGCACAGGGCAGCCUGUAACAUCAACCAGCUGCUGCUCCCGGGCUGGGGGCACCUACCCCAGCCCCCUUCGGCCAGCUCUGCCUGCUGCACGCCACCAGCUCCUGCACUGCGGCAUCGGCCUUUGGGCACCCAGGCUCUUCCUUUGCGCUCCAUCCCAAUAAAAGUGUGCAAGUCCGUUCCGCUCCAGCCUGCAGCCUGCUUCCUAUGCGCCAGGAGGGAGCUGGGGAAGGGAGCAGUGGCUGCAGGUAACAGAAAGCUUCCCAGGGCCCUCCCCAGCUGCAGCCAGUGGGAUUUGUCACCGUUAGGUCUGGGCUGCAGCAUCUGUGCACCGAGACCCCCGCUUUCACCCGCAGGACGCAAAUGAGACAAGGCAGAUAAGCCACCCUGGAAGUGUGAGACGUAGAGGCUGGAA
This is a messenger RNA of Chroicocephalus ridibundus (black-headed gull), 2620 nucleotides long. It is a transcript of the gene SASH3, whose product is annotated as SAM and SH3 domain containing 3. Gene Ontology annotation, molecular function: protein binding. Gene Ontology annotation, biological process: positive regulation of B cell proliferation; positive regulation of adaptive immune response; positive regulation of immunoglobulin production. The transcript has 7 exons. The record is from RefSeq and is a predicted model, not a curated record. Bases 97 to 1305 code for a protein of 402 amino acids. Gene Ontology annotation, cellular component: nucleus; cytoplasm. NCBI's taxonomy places the organism in Eukaryota, Metazoa, Chordata, Aves, Charadriiformes, Laridae.